AUGAAGAUGAAACCCCAUUCUUCAUUUUUCUUCAUGUUCCUCGUUCUAGCCUUUAGUAGCAUACAUGUAAGUUUAGCAGACUGUGAUAAUCUACAGGACACAUGCCCCACAUCUCUGUCAGAAAAAAAGACGGCAUUCAUCAAUGGUAUCUCCUGCAAUAACCCUGCUAACAAAUCUGCUCAUGAUUUCAAGACCAUGGAAUUAAGCAAAGCUGGUUCAAGAGAUACGUUUGGCUCAUCAGUCAAUAUUGUCACUGCUUCAAAGUUCCCUGGCCUCAACACUCUCGGGAUCUCAAUUGGUAGAACCGACAUUGAAGCCGAUGGAAUUGUGAACCUUCAUAAUCAUCCAAGAGCUAGCGAGAUGAUCUUUGUUAACGAAGGUGUAUUAGAAGUUGGGUUUCUCGAUACACAAAACAAGCUUUUUCAGAAGGCGUUGAAGGAAGGUGAUGUAUUUGUUCUCCCCAAGGGUUUGUUCCAUUACUUUCUAAAUCGCGGUGACGAAGUUGCAACUGUGUUUUCUGUGUUUAACAGCCAAAAUCCAGGGUUCCAGUCUCUUACACCCAAACCUUCUACUUCUGAAUCAAUUGAGAAGAUAAAGAGAAAGCUUGUAUCACUUUCUGAAUUAGAGCUUGAUAGUGCAAAUGAUUUGAGUUUGGCUGUGUCCGAGAUUAUGUACAGUUAA
Molecule: messenger RNA, 681 nt
Organism: Lathyrus sativus (Indian pea)
Lineage: Eukaryota; Viridiplantae; Streptophyta; Magnoliopsida; Fabales; Fabaceae
Source: the annotation of a GenBank genome assembly